Populus euphratica (Euphrates poplar) is the source of this 978-nucleotide messenger RNA. Its product is annotated as external alternative NAD(P)H-ubiquinone oxidoreductase B1, mitochondrial. Bases 180 to 617 code for a protein of 145 amino acids. The record is from RefSeq and is a predicted model, not a curated record. Gene Ontology annotation, cellular component: mitochondrion. The transcript is spliced from 4 exons. Gene Ontology annotation, molecular function: NADH dehydrogenase activity. Lineage: Eukaryota; Viridiplantae; Streptophyta; Magnoliopsida; Malpighiales; Salicaceae.
GAUGCAAUGCCAUUGUGCUAUAGGAGGAUAUUGCAUCCAUAUUUAAAGCUGCAGACAAAGACAAUUCUGGUACCUUGACUGUUCAAGAAUUCCAAGAUGUGGUAGAUGAUAUCCUUGUAAGGUAUCCCCAACUGGAACUCUAUUUGAAGAACAAGCGUCUGAGAGAUGUGAAAGAUUUGAUGAAAGAUCCCGAGGGAAAAGACGUAAAAGAAGUUGAUAUUGAAGGUUUUAAACAAGCCCUUUCUCAAGUGGAUUCACAGGCCAAAAGUCUGCCUGCAACUGCACAGGUUGCUGCUCAACAAGGUGCUUAUCUUUCUAGGUGUUUCAAUCGUAGAGAACACUGCAAAGAUAAUCCUGAAGGUCCUCGGCGUUUUGUAGGUUCUGGGCGUCAUGCAUUUGUUCCAUUUCGGUACAAGCAUCUUGGGCAGUUUGCCCCUUUGGGAGGAGAGCAGGCAGCCGCUGAACUGCCUGGAGACUGGGUUUCCAUUGGUCACAGCACACAGUGGCUCUGGUAUUCUGUAUAUGCCAGCAAACAAGUGAGCUGGCGAACUAGGGUGCUGUUGGUAUCUGAUUGGACUAGGAGAUUCGUUUUUGGAAGAGAUUCAAGCCGUAUUUGAGACAAAAAAUGGCGUCUUCUAUAAACUAUCCCUAAGUCACUGGUUUUCCCACAACUCAAUCGCAGCAUUUCCACCUACCGCGCAUAAAUAUAUAUGAUUUCCUUUUUUCCCUUUCAAAUUUGUGUCUAUGUACUCUCCUUUGGUAUGUAAAAUUGAUACACUGUUACCAUUUACUAGUUUACCAGGUGUAAAAUAGCAUGGAGAGCAACAGAGUUCUUGGUAACCUGGUGCUGUAUAUGGCUGACAAGUAUUCUUUCUUGUAUGGAAAGUCUUCCGUUGAUUUACACGACCGUGGAAAAAUGCUCAUGCUCCCGCAAAGUUGUUCCAAACUUUACAAGGCUUCGACUUGUAUUUUCUUGAA